Molecule: messenger RNA, 2113 nt
Organism: Hypoxylon fragiforme
Lineage: Eukaryota; Fungi; Ascomycota; Sordariomycetes; Xylariales; Hypoxylaceae
Product: putative arylsulfatase
Exons: 2
Coding region: 388-2088 (566 amino acids)
Molecular function (GO): arylsulfatase activity
Source: RefSeq, a predicted model, not a curated record
CGAGCUCGGCCAAGCCUUCUAUGUGAUUGAAGCCACGAUGCUAUCAAGAAAGAAGUGUACCUCGUCAAAGUAAUGAGUAGGUACCGUACCUAGAUAAGCUAGUAGCUUAUAGGCAAAGCAUCUGAACAAUUAUCUAAAACACCAAGUGGUAGGUAGGGAGGAUAAACAUGGCGAUGUUCCCUGUAAGUUACAUGGGUAUAUCCAAUACUUACCUAGGUAACUUAGAUUCUUCCGGUAUUCGAGUUACUUUUGCCGGAAUAUGUGGAAAGGCCACGCGAGCUCCAUUGUCCAAACAUAUGGCUAGGCACUUUGGGAUAAAGUGACUUCCAGCAUUCACUUCUUAAUGCCUCUAUAGUUUCUAUAUGCAAUCACUAUCUUCGAUCGACCAUGGCCGAGAAGAAGCCUAAUUUUCUCAUUAUUGUUGCGGAUGACUUGGGGUUUAGUGAUACCUCCCCGUAUGGAGGCGAGAUCGACACACCAAAUCUGCAGAAAUUAGCUGAGGAGGGAAUCCGCAUGACCGGCUUCCAUACAGCCGCAUCAUGUUCCCCCACGAGAGCUAUGCUAUUGUCAGGCACAGAUUCUCAUAUUGCCGGGCUAGGGGUGAUGGCUGAGAAGAUAAAAAAGGCUCCUCGACUUUUCGAGGGCAAGCCUGGAUACGAAGGAUAUCUUAACUACCGGGUUGCUGCUCUAGGAGAAAUCCUUCAAGAUGCCGGGUACUUCACCCUCAUGAGCGGGAAAUGGCAUUUGGGCUUAAAAAAGGAGCUUGGCCCUCAUGCCAGGGGGUUCACCAAGGUGUUAUCUACUCUACCGGGAGCUGGGAACCACUUCAACCAUGAACCGCAAUUAUAUGAUCUUAAGGAAAAGCCUUCGGCAAUUUUUAAGGGUGAUGGAAUAUGGAUGAAGGAUGGAGAGUUCAUAGACGGGGGCACAGAUCUACCUAAGAGCUUCUACUCCUCUAACACAUUUACAGACUACUUCUUGGACUUCUUACGGGACAGGACAGAAGAUGAGAGAGCGCAACCCUUCUUUGGCUAUCUUCCCUUCACGGCACCUCACUGGCCUCUACAAGCACCACGAGAUGUCAUCAACAAGUAUCGUGGUAAAUAUGAUGAUGGCCCCACUGUACUACGCGAUCGAAGACUUCGACGCUUGAUUGAAAAGGGGCUUGUGCCCCCUGAUAUCGAGCCUGCGCCUUUGCAUAUGCUCAAGACCACGCCUUGGGAGGAAUUGACAGAGGACGAGAGGAAAUCGUCUUCCAGGGCUAUGGAGGUCUAUGCUGCAAUGGUAGACCUCAUCGACGUGAACAUUGGCCGUGUAAGAGCCUAUUUGGAGGAAACUGGCGAGCUCGACAACACCUUCAUCGUCUUCAUAUCCGAUAAUGGUGCCGAAGGGCAAUUGCUAGAAGCCUUGCCGAUACUAGCCGGCUACACAGUAGAGGAUAUUGUGAAGAAAUACUACGAUAACUCGCUGGCCAAUAUUGGCAACUAUAAUUCAUUUGUAUGGUAUGGUCCGCAAUGGGCAGGGGCAGCUACAGCUCCGUCACGGGGAGCCAAGUCACACUCGACUGAAGGCGGAAUCCACUGCCCCUGUAUUGUACGAUACCCUCCCGCGUUGAAGCAAACUGGCCUCGUCAACAACGCUUUCACAACAGUGAUGGAUAUCGUCCCAACUAUACUGGACCUGGCGAGGUUGAAACACCCAAGCCCUGUCUUCCGCGGGCGUGAGGUCGUACCCGUUCGGGGAAGAUCCUGGAGGCCAAUUUUGGAGAGGCCAGAAGACCAGACGAUCCAGAUAUACAACGAUACUGACAUUGUGGGCUGGGAACAACUUGGGAUUGCCGCGGUGAGGGUAGGCGAUUGGAAGGCGUUAUUCCUACCUCCACCAAAAGGUCCAGGGAAAUGGGAAUUAUACGACCUCUCCAAGGACCUUGGCGAGGUCCAUGACCUAGCGGAAAGCCACGCAGAAAAACUGAGGGAGAUGCUUUGCCACUACGAAACUUACUUUCAGGAGACGGGCAUGUUCGAUUCGUACACCAUGUACACUGAGGCACUGAAGCAGAAAAGACUCGGACAGAUGAGGGCUUAUUAAGUGGGGUUGGAGUGAGGAAUAGAUC